CCCGAGAUACGACUCCGACAUGUCGGAGUUCUCGGUAACAAGUCGGCUCAAGAACAUGGCCGCUUCAGGGUUUCGGCAGAUGGAGCUCAAUUGGUUCCUUACUAUAUUCUGGGGCUAUACCCGAUUGAUAAGAGUCCCCUCCCCUCAGUCUCCACUAUGAUUCAUGAGUGUGUUUCCUCUGGUUCCUCUCGCUCUUGUCUUGUCCCCUUCAUCAAAGGCAUUAUUCUGGACAAUCAUAAAUCACCAUUUAAAGACGACCACAUCAUGGCUUCCGAUAUGGAAUAUGUUCGUCUCGGCAACUCCGGCCUCAAGAUCUCCAAGAUCAUUCUUGGUGCUAUGUCCUACGGCACCAAGCAAUGGCAAGACUGGGUGCUGGACGAGGAGGAAGCCCUCCCCUUGAUCGAGCACGCCUACAAGCGCGGAAUCAACACUUGGGAUACGGCAGACGUCUAUUCUCACGGUCGCUCGGAAGAGAUCAUAGGCAAGGCGUUGAAGCAAUACAACAUUCCGCGCAACCGGGUCGUCAUUCUAACCAAGUGCUUCUUCGGGGUCGACGACGAAGGCGGCUUCCCGCCCAUCUCGGCCUCCGGCCGCAACGACGGGGACUUUGUCAACCGCGUCGGCCUGUCGCGCAAGCACAUCUUCGACGCCGUUGAUGCCAGUGUCAAGAGACUGGGCACGUACAUCGACGUGCUGCAGAUUCACCGGUUGGACCGCGACACGCCUCGUGAAGAGAUCAUGCGGGCUCUCAACGACGUGGUGGAGAGCGGGAAAGUGCGGUACAUCGGAGCCAGCACGAUGGCCGCCUGGGAAUUCCAGACCCUGCAGAACAUUGCCGCCCGCAACGGCUGGCAUCAGUUCAUCUCCAUGCAGAAUUACCACAACCUGCUGGCCCGCGAGGAAGAGCGCGAGAUGAUUCCCUACUGCCAGGACUCGGGGGUGGGGCUGAUUCCCUGGUCGCCCAUGGCGCGCGGUGUGCUGGCCCGGCCGUGGGGCUCGCGCUCCACGGUGCGCGAGUCGACGGACGGCGCCCUCAAGAUGCUGAUCCGCAGCCGCGAGACAGAGGCCGACAAGGCGAUCGUAGACCGCGUGGAGGAGCUCGCCAAGAAGAAGGGCAUCAGCAUGGCGCAGGUCGCUAUCGCCUGGUCCCUCAGCCACCCGAAGGAGAACCCGAUCCUGGGUCUCGCUAGCAAGGAGCGCAUCGACGAGGCGGUCGCGGCCAUCAAGGUGGAGUUGACCGCCGAGGAGAUCAAGUACCUGGAGGAACCCUAUAUCCCCAAAGCCUUGUCUAGCCUGGAGCGGUAGAUUGUCAGACCUCCUAUCAAGCACCAUAGAUGUGAAUGAUCAUAUCCACUGUUUUAGUCAGUUACAGGGUCUGCAAAUACCACUCCAGUACCUCAAUCAUGGAAUCGGGAAGAGAAGAAUGUGGAUAGUAUAUCUGGAAAUGCCAUUGGUAAUCGUGGUAUUCAUAAGUACGGGCUAUAUUGCGCUGAGAUAAGAUCCGAACGGACAAAUACAUCCGUCACUUGGCGAAAAGGAGGUAUCAGACAGAUUCCACGAAACAAAAAAGACAUCAAUAGUAACCUCCAGCUCCUGG
This is a messenger RNA of Aspergillus saccharolyticus JOP 1030-1, 1597 nucleotides long. Its product is annotated as aldo/keto reductase. The record is from RefSeq and is a predicted model, not a curated record. The transcript has 5 exons. NCBI's taxonomy places the organism in Eukaryota, Fungi, Ascomycota, Eurotiomycetes, Eurotiales, Aspergillaceae. Bases 265 to 1305 code for a protein of 346 amino acids.